AUGGAGGAUAACGAUGCAAAUCGCUCGCCCAGUCUUGCAGUACCUCAGCACUGCAUUGCUGUAUUCCUGCGGGCCGCCUGCCUGGAGUGUCUUCCCGCGGCAAUGGCGGCGCGCGCGCAUGGGGGAGAAGCGCGUGCGGGAGAAGCCCAUAUGGGGCCAUUGAGGUUACCCAAUGGCUCCGGAACGCUCGCAGCGGCAAACAGAGAUACGAUUUGGCAGCAGUUCCAGGUGAGCGCAAGCGUUCGCUGGCGAGCGCAAUGGGGGGAGAGGUGCCUGUCUCUGAGCGGACCCCCCAGACAGCUGGAGGACGCCAAGAACAUGGCGCUGCAGAUGAUCGCAACCCAUGGAACGGAGGGUGGGCGGGCAGCUCCUGGACCUACCCAACAAGAGUUCCAGCAGCUUGAAAGGCAGGCAGCCGCGAUGCAACAGCAGCUCACACAUCAACAAGGCGUGCUGCAGUGGUUGCAGGUUCAACUCCAGAAAGCCGAGCAAAAUGCUGCAGCUGCCUACCAUGAAUCCAUAAAGGCCAAGGAUGAGGCCGAAGCUGCCAAGGAUGAGGCCAAAAAGGCUAUCUCGGACAUGGGGCAACAUAUGGCGCGGCGGCGCCGAAAGAGAAAACACCACCAUUCCACGCCCAAAGUUGGCCGUGGCAGAAGCCAUGCGUCCAACCAGGAUCGCGUGCCCCUGCAAAGUGUACGCCGGGAAAGGGAAGCAAGCCCGAUCGGCUCUGAUUCUGGCCAAAACGGCAAGAGCGCUUCAAGUGAACAGGGAGGUCCACCCCCUGGAUUGCCUGGAUUGCAGCCCAAGGUAAAGCCACGUAAGCGCGAUCCCAGCCCAACUUCGCCAGCUGACACUGGCGACGGAGAAGAUGCAGUGGAGGCUAAAGAUGAGCAGGGCGCUGACAACACUGCCGAGGACAAGCCAGAGGGUGACGCCGAUGACAUACCAGUGCAAUACAUCUUCACCGACUUGCUUCCUCAUCGCGUGUGGCUCUAUGAGUUCAUCGACGAGCUGAGCCACGGCCGCAUGCCUUUCACGAAUUGGACGCAGAAGCUUUGUUUACGGUGCCUCCUACCACAGUUCGAGCACUGCACCAAUCCAGCAAAAGUUGGACGCUUGAUGGAGUGUGUAUAUUGCCUGUUGCAUGAAGAUCCAGACCCUGCACGGCAAGCUGUGUGGGAAAACCUCUUUCAGUUUGCUAAAGCCAUGCACAUGGCCUUGGGGACAGCUUCCGCUCAACGGGACCUUUGGAAAGACGCGACCUACAACAAGCUCAUGGCCGAAGGUUGGUAUGCUAUCUUGAGGUUUGCAGAAUCUCGACCUGAAGCUUUGGAAACUUUUCUCAUAGCAUUUUCCGUAUAG
Messenger RNA from Durusdinium trenchii, 1362 nucleotides. NCBI's taxonomy places the organism in Eukaryota, Dinophyceae, Suessiales, Symbiodiniaceae. The record is from the annotation of a GenBank genome assembly.